UCUUGAACGAACCUCACGAUGUUCGAGAGACUCACAAACUGGUGGGGAGGGUCACCAGCGCCGAUUCCGGUGCUCGAGCCCAAAUUCGACCCAACAGACCCUAAGAUGAACCCGCUCAAUCCGAAGGGUCUCAAGCCAUGUUGUGCUUGCCCUGAGACGAAGUCUCUUCGGGAUGAUUGCUUCUUGCGCUAUGAAGCCACUGAAGCGGACGAGAAAUGUCAAGAGGUCGUCCAGAAACACAUUGCCUGCAUGCGCAGUUAUGGGUUCAAAAUUUAGAGAUGUCGUGUCUACACGUCGCCCAUUUAGUGUCAAGACAGUGAACUUGGGCAACAUCGACUCUGGACUUUUUCAACCCUGUACCUAACUUCCAUGCGCAUCUGUAGUGUAUUAUGUUUCUCUAAUCCGAAUUGUAAGACAUUAUAGAUUUAACACAGUAUCAUUAACCACCUCUCUUGUGUAUUGAACAGCCAUUGAAAGACU
Messenger RNA from Somion occarium, 480 nucleotides. Lineage: Eukaryota; Fungi; Basidiomycota; Agaricomycetes; Polyporales; Cerrenaceae. The record is from the annotation of a GenBank genome assembly.